Podarcis lilfordi (Lilford's wall lizard) is the source of this 16625-nucleotide messenger RNA. NCBI's taxonomy places the organism in Eukaryota, Metazoa, Chordata, Lepidosauria, Squamata, Lacertidae. The record is from the annotation of a GenBank genome assembly.
AACCGCGAGAGCCAAGGCCAUCAGCAAACGCUUCACGCGCCGACGCUUCCCAGAGGCUCCUCGCGCGCCUGGCCGGGCUCCGGGUCCCGGCGCGCGCGCGUCCCCACCAUGCAGACGGCCAAGGUAAGGAGUGCGCGGGGAGACGCGCGCGACGCCGCGGACCCUAGGCGCAAACUUCCCGCCUGCUUGCCGUCGCUCCAAUUCCCUUGCUAAGGCAGCGGGGCUGGAAGGCUUGGCGCGGGUUUGGUUGAAAGGCGCGCGCUGAGGCGGCGGAGCUCUUCCCAAGGGUGCUUUUCCUCAGAGGUCCUUGGGAGCCGGUGGGCGUCACUGGGUUGAGGAUUCCCCGGGACAGGGAGAAGAAAUAAUAAUAAUAAUAAUAAUAAUAAUAAAGAAUAAAGAAUAAAUUCGAAGCAACUUUUAAAUUCGGUCCGAAUGGGAAGCGUGACCUGGGCAGAGAAUUACCUCUUGCCAGCUGAGAUGCUCGCGAAAGGGAGCGCGGCUGGGAUGCGCUGUUGCGCAGCGGGAGAAUCGCUCGCACUGCCGCCCCGCAAACCAGGGCUGAGGACGCUGUUGGGGUGGCGCUGUAGAAGCUUAAAACGACCUGCAUUGCAAGGCGGUGGGGUUGGACUAGAUGGUCCUUGUGGGAUCCUUUCCAACUCUCCAAGUUCUAUGACCAAGCGUUGCGACUGCGAGGAGUGAGGCUCCCGACCUGUAAUUAUUUAACAGACGCAAGGAUUAGGAGAGCGGGGCGAGGUGGGAUGUUGUGCAGGUUUACUGGGGCGCCGUGGAUUUCUAUACGUGGGCAUCCUCUGCCAAUGGCACCUACUUAGCUGAGAGAAUGGCGUCUUUCUUGCUUGGGAAGUGGAUUCCUAAUGUGAACUGAACAGUUUUACUCGAGGACGUACCAAAAAUUAAAUCCUUUUGCUGGAUUAGAUCCUAUUUGCCCAGAAGUUCUAAAUCCCACAUUGAUCACCCUGAGACUGUGCAUCUAGGGAUCCAUGCCCCCCUGCGCUUUCUUCUCACCACCUGUUUGAAGGAUGGGUGAUCAUCAGUCUCAAAACUGAAUUCGGAAUGCUGACUUAUCUGUUUGAUGAGUUUAUAUGCACAGAUCUAAGUUCCUAUCAAAAAUGAUUUACCAAUGAUUUACCAAUCAUAGGCUAGCUCGUUAAAGUUAAUCUUUAUAUGUUUACCUGCUUGGCGGGGGGGUCAAGUAAAUAAAUAAAAAUACUUAAAUAAGUAGAAAUUGUAGAAAGAUUUUGGCAGAUUUUUCUAAGCACUUGGGGUCAAAAUAAAGCAAUUUAAAACAACAGUUGUUGAGACAUUUCAUUCCAAAACUGCUAGACAGAGCCAGACAGAGGGUGAUGGCAGGUUGGUGUCCUUCCUCCCUGGCUAUUAAAUCCUGACGAUUCCUAUGCUUGGAUUAUGUCCAAUUUAACUUGAUAGGGCUUACUUUUGAAUAGAUGUGUAGGAUUUCGUUGCAAAUCUCUCUUGCGAAUUAAAUCUAGUGUACCUGUUAUCCUCCUUCAAAUGUGGAAGUGUCGGGGAAGCAAACACCUAGAAAAGCAUCCUUUAUAUGUUUUCAUUUCCUGUGCAUUAUAGGUAUGGGUGCUUGCCUGCCUUCUCUUGUGUGGACUCCCUUACCCUGGAUUAGAGACUUUCAAGGUAAGCAAGCGCCCACUGCGUGCUCGAACCUGCGCUGACCGGCCUGAAGAGCUUCUGGAGCAGCUGUAUGGGCGACUCACAGCAGGGAUGCUCAGCGCUUUCCAUCACACCUUGCAGCUGGAGCCUCUGGAAAAAGAUCACAAUACCAGUUGUCCAGCAGGGGGCAGAUCAGCUGCGGACAAGGUAUACCGACUCCCUAUCAACCUCAACAGCGUCUCUCCUUGGUCCUACAGGUAAUGUGAAUGCAAUUCAUCAACCACUCCCUAGCUUAAAAUGUGAAGAAGGGUUGUGUGAUUGUCUUAUCUCUCCACCUAUGGCGCUAUGGCUAUGUGUCGCUGAACUUCAGUUCCCAUCAGCCCCAGCCAGCAUGGCCAAUGGUUAGGGGUGAUGGAGGUCAUAGUCCCUAUAACAUUUGGGGGGCCACAUCCCCUGCUUGAAGGGAGACGCCACACAUGUGACCUGUGUUGAAUAGGACCAACCUAUCGAGGCUGUUUCUUCAUCUCUCUUCUGGUCUCUUAGAACUACUGAUUCUUGAAUUUGAAGUGGGAAAUUAGUCGUGAGACAGACCUUGCUUAAUGCUGCACUUUUAAAAAUCAGGGCAGAACUAUGAGAGCUGUGCUUGCAGCUGAUUCACUCCUCCCCACCCCGACUUAAUAGCAGCAGGACAGGUGAGCAGAACAGGGUCUGGGUGUCUUGUUCUGCUCUCUAGUAAUUAGGCUGUCACAUUUUUAGCUCAACCGCAACAUCUGGGAAGCUGCUAUUUUAAAUGUGCAUACAGGUAUCACAAAAGGAAGGACAGAAUUCAAAGCAAAUGCAUCCAAAGUGGGGCAGUUUCUAAUUUUAAAAACGUGCGUUGUUAUUAUUAUAAUACUCUGAAUAAAUAGCAGCAUUUGCAUUUGGUUAUGUACCUUUGUGGGAAAUGCAAAUAUUAUCAUUUUAAUGGCCACUAAUAAACAUUGGCUUAUGUGGUUUGUCUUCUGCCUGGUUUAGCUUUAAAAACAGCAGUUUUCUCAAUAUGGUAUUUUAAAACUAACUUUAUGUAUUUAGAAACAAUGUUUACAAAGAAUACAAGCUGGAUGCCAGUGCUCUAAACAGAAGCUCUGUAUAUCCUGUACUGAAAUAUCAAAAAUAGUACUUAUACUUUGCCUGAGUAGUUUAAAAAUGUUAAUAUACUAUUAACUCUUAAGGUCACAUAAGGUUGACCUACAAUAUAUAGAUCUUGGGCAGGAAAUAACUUGGGCAGGAAGGAUCCACUGGUAGAUCAGCUAAGUGAUUUGCACUAGAUCUACAAGGGCUUCUAUUUUUCCCAUUGUGUAACAAUAGCAGGAAGGGAAAAGCUUUCUCACCCCUCAAAUAUCAGGCUGCUUAAGUGAAGAAAGCUUGGAAGAAGACAAAGAGUUGAUUUUUGUGCAAAAGUACUGUGAGCUCAGCUCUGAUACUGAGCACAUGUUCAGUUGUGUUCUGUUCCUGAAUUUACAGGGCUCUAUUAGGAAGCAAAAGUCAAGUCCACAGUCCUGGUCCCAACUACGCCUAGUCUAAGCAACAGCUUUCAGCCUCCAGUUCUGAUUAAUCAGGGCAGUCAACAAAACCAGAAAUAGGAUUAAGCUGUUUUGACCCUGGUUUCUGUUUAGUAGCUCUUCUUUUUCUCCGGCUUUUUCUUUUCUCCGGCUUUUUCUUUUUCUCCAGCUAAGUAGAUGCAAGUACCCAAGUACCAGAGAGGCGAGUUCAAAAGUGUUUACGUUUUCUUUCCCAUAAACAAGUUGGAACCUGAGAGGCCAGUUCAAAUGCCUAAACGGCCUCGGUCCAGUAUACCUGAAGGAGCGUCUCCACCUCCAUCGUUCUGCCCGGACACUGAGGUCCAUCACCGAGGGCCUUCUGGCGGUUCCCUCGCUGCGAGAAGCCAAGUUACAGGGAACCAGGCAGAGGGCCUUCUCGGUAGUGGCACCCGCCCUGUGGAACACCCUCCCACCAGAUGUCAAAGAGAAAAAUAAUUAUCAAACUUUUAGAAGACAUCUAAAGGCAGCCCUGUUUAGGGAAGCUUUUAAUGCUUAAUAGGUUAUUAUAUUUUAGUGUUUUGUUGGAGGCCGCCCAGAGUGGCUGGGGAAACCCAGCCAGAUGGGCGGGGUAUAAAUAAAUUAUUAUUAUUAUUAUUAUUAUUAUUAUUAUUAUUAUUAUUAUUACUACUACUACUAUUAUUAUUAUUAUGCUGUCCAGUGGUUUCCCCCCUAGAAAACAGGUGCUGGUACUCACUAUAAAGUUGUUACAGUAAGUGCCGCACUUUUUAACAACUAAAAAAAAGAAGUGCCGAUAGUGCAUACACUUUAGUACCCCCUGAAAAAUUAGCACUGAUCUUGUCGGUCCUUGAGAGAGCUGUGCUGCCCUCCCCUGCACAUGCUCUCUCCCCCAUCCAGUUGCACGGAUGCUGAGAUGUCCUGCUCUUGAAUUUACCUGCCUUUGUUUCCCUUCUGUAUGGGCCCCUCCUGAUUACUUUUCAUCUCCUCGCUGACUUGUUCACCGGCUCCCCCUUGUGAUGUCAUCUCCAGAUGUCAUUGGCCUGACCGGUUUAGAGUCCAGAUUAUUAUUAAUGAUGGUGCUGGUAAAUAAAUCCAGGCCUAAAGUCCUUUCCUGCAGCUCUUCCCUGGACACCUAACCCCAGUUUGAUACGCUGCCAUUUAUCACUGCUCCUUCCAGUCCGUGUGGCUGCAUUCCUAGCUCAGGCAACUGGGUUAUUUCACAAAAGAGAUAGAAGGCAUCUGCUGAAAUCCGCAUGUAGGAUAGUCAUGCCAGACAGAUCUGGCAUAAGCCUUCUUGGGUCUGUAGUGCAGAGGUGGGGAACAGGAUCUGGCCACUGGGCCAGAUCAUUCUUCCACCCACUCAUGCAAGCCAACUAUGACAGGUUGGUGGGGCUACUCAUCUGUCAAUCACCUAACAUCACAGUGACAUCAAGAUGGCCCUUUUUUUUGCACAGGACUUUGCAGGCAAUGCCGGUCGUCUGUUCAGCAGUGCCUGCGCACCACUAUCAGCUGUAGUGGCAUGCGCCGCCUUUCCAUAUGUGUAAUUCAAUUCAUCUCAGCUCAUAGUCCUUAGGACUAUGUCAGCAGGUUGAUUUGGCAUCAGUUCAGCACCAGCAUGCUUAGAAGAUGCAGAGCCACCACACAGGUGCAGAGUACCGCAAAUGUGUUUCAUCAAAGAACACACCUAAGGGAUUGUUCAGUUGAAAUUGCGCCCUUGCAAGGGGAAAGCUAAGACAACGCAAGUAGAAGCUCUCCAGUGUUACUGUAGACGAACCAGGUCCACUUAGUGCCAUUCGCUUGCAGAAACGGUCAUGUGGAGCAAUGCAGAGAUGUGGAAGCAUUUGGAAAGACCUGUAGGUAUACAUUGGAACAAAUUGCAUGUAAAAAAUGGCAUUGCCAUCUUAACUCUCAUGCUCUGUGCUGAAAAUUCCACCUCUCAAAUUGGAUGGGCAACAGCAUUUGGGCUCUUUAUAAUGCACUCAGGGAUCUAACUUAAUAUGUUGAGCCUAAACCUUGCUGUUCAGUAGGAUGUACCAAUAGCUCCAGUGGAAGAUGCUUCUGGUAAGCAUGCUUAAGACUGUAGCCACUGCCUUCUUUUUUCUUUUCUUUAUUUCACUGGAUGUUAAUUUGACUACAGAAAAUUGUCAAAAUGUUAGAGGUGCCUGCGUGUAAGGAAGCAAUCUACUUAAACUAGUCUGAAUGGCUUGAGUAAGUGAGCAAAGUACAAAAGAAAACAUAAUUAUCAGGAUUCUAAUCUGCAGGAAGAGAUCUUCCUUAUCCCAAAUCAAUUAAACUGUAAGAAGAAAGGCCAUAUCUCAGUAGUAGUGCUCAUGUUUUGCAGAAGGUACAUCUGUGAAUGUCCCUUGCCUGAAACCCUGGAAAGCUGCUGCCAGUGCGUGUGGACAAUACUGAGUUAAAUAGGCCAAUGGUGUGUCUCGCUAUAAGCCUGCUUCCUAUAUACCGUAUUUUUCGCACUAUAGGACGCACUUUUUCCCCUCCAAAAAUGAAGGGGAAAUGUGUGUGCGUCCUAUGGUGCGAAUGCAGGCUUCACUGAAGCCUGGAGAGCGAGAGGGCCGGUGCGCACCGACCCCUCUCGCUCUCCAGGCAUCAGGAGCGCCGCAGCGCCAGCCCCCCAAGGUCGGGGGGACAGAGGGAGGCGGAACGCCGCCAUCCCGCUGUCUCCCGAAGUGGUUUGGAGGCUGACGGCGGGGAGACCCCGCCGCCGGCCCCGCAAGCUCCGGGGACAGCUGGGAGACGCAGCGCGUCUUCCUGCUGUUCCCGGACCUGAUCUGAAGGCGGGCGGCGGGGAGAAGAGCGCUCUCCCGCUGCCUGCCCCGCUAGCUCUGGGGACAGCUGGGAGGCGCAGCGCGUCUCCCCGCUGUCCCCGGACCUGAUCUCAAGGCGGGCGGCAGGGAGAAGAGCGCUUCUCCCCGCUGCCUGCCCCCAGCUCCGGGGACAGCUGGGAGACGCAGCGCGUCUUCCCGCUGUCCCCGGACUUGGUAUCAAGGCGGGCGGCGGGGAGAAGAGCGCUCUCCCCGCUGCCUGCCCCCAGCUCCGGGGACAGCAGGGAGACGCAGCGCGUCUUCCCGCUGUCCCCGGACCUGAUGUGAAGGCGGGCGGCGGGGAGAAGAGCGCUCCCCGCUGCCUGCUCCCAAGCUCCGGGAGAGCAGGGAGACGCAGCGCGUCUUCCCGCUGUCCCCGGACCUGAUGUGAAGGCGGGCGGCGGGGAGAGCAGCGCUUCUCCCCGCUGCCUGCCCCCAGCUCCGGGGACAGCAGGGAGACGCAGCGCGUCUUCCCGCUGUCCCCGGACCUGAUGUGAAGGCGGGCGGCGGGGAGAAGAGCGCUCCCCGCUGCCUGCCCCAAGCUCCGGGAGAGCAGGGAGACGCAGCGCGUCUUCCCGCUGUCCCCGGACCUGAUGUGAAGGCGGGCGGCGGGGAGAAGAGCGCUCCCCGCUGCCUGCCCCCAGCUCCGGGGACAGCAGGGAGACGCAGCGCGUCUUCCCGCUGUCCCCGGACCUGAUGUGAAGGCGGGCGGCGGGAGAAGAGCGCUUCUCCCGCUGCCUGCCCCCAAGCUCCGGGGACAGCAGGGAGACGCCGCGCGGCUUACCGCUGUCCCCGGCCCUUAUAUGAAGGCGGACGGCGGGGAGAAGAGCGCUUCUCCCCGCGGCCGGCCCCACAAGCGCCUGGGGGGGAAAUAAUUUUUUUUCCUUUAUUUCCCCCCCAAAAAACUUGAUGCGUCCUAUGGACCGGUGCGUCCUAUGGUGCGAAAAAUACGGUACAUUUCAAAGACCUAAUUCCAAAUAGGCUUCAGUUGCCGCUCAAAGAGUUUUAGAAGUGUUAAAGGAUUUAGGAGACCCAGCUUAAGACAUAUAUUUUUAUUGAGUGUCUCUCAAGGGAGCCACACAAGUAUUUUGCAACGUUAAACUCCCUGACUCUUGGUAACACUUAUUUUUGCAGCCUCCAUUCUAUAGGGCCCAAACUGGCACUACUGCUUUCACGUUCUUCUUCUGUAUUUUUAAUGACUAAUUCCAGACAUCCUGAACAGAGUCCAACUUGUAGGAAGCUUAGGCAGACUACAGUCAUCUUGAAUCACUAUUAAUUCACUCCUGACACUGAGCAACAAAACAUUUAAGGUUUGAAGCAAAUAUAAUUUUGUUAACAGCAAUAGCAAAUGGAAUUGGAUAACCUCUCGGGACUCAGUCCUGUUUGCCUUUAACUGAUUUGUACAUGCAUUUCAAAAAUCUAAAAGGUAGUCAUUUCUCUUUUACUCUCUAGACUUUUUUUGUACAUUCAGGCACUCCAAAUACAAAUUCCAGGUGCACAAAUAUAUGUUCUGGUUAGAUCAGCGUCAGAGUUGGAUAAGAAUGGGUCAGUGAAUGACUUGGCCUUCCCAAAGUGCUAGUUUGCACAGCUUAAGAAUGUUUUAGAAAAUGUAAACCUUGGUAAAUAGUGAGCAUCAUUCAAGAAAUUUGUUUUGACCAUUCUCUUCUAGCAGGUUAAUUUGGUCAUAUUUAUAUGGGGUGGAUGUGUUUAAGUAAGUCUGGUACAUGGAGUUUGAAGCACUAAUAGGGUUUUGAGUGGGGGGGGAGGGCUCCCACUCAUUAAAAAAAAACACCUCAAUCUUUUUCUAUUCAUUCUUUAAAUUAAAGUCACCGUGUCACAAAUGGGAAAGCCUGUUUUACAAUAAAGCACAGUCAUACCGUGAAGACCCUGUUUAUCCUUCAUGGGGUUUUUGCAUGUAGCUAUUUGUGUGUAAAAAGCUGCACCAGUUGAUUUACUGACUGUCAGGCAGUCUUUAGGCACCAUUUACCAGAAGAAGGAAAAACUGGACCGAGAAAACCCUGCUUUACCUUUUUCCCUUUUUCCUCAUUGGUGUGUUAGCAUGUGAGCCUCUUUCUCAGGGCUUACUGUUUCCUAGAAUGCUAUAUAAAUAUAACUAUAAAUGUAUCACAUGUAUUAUUGUAGACGGGCAGGGAUUCCCUACGUGAACAGAUAGCUCAAGGCAACAAAGCCUUUCUUUUUAAAAGGGGGCAUUUCUGCACCAAGGCAAUGAAGCUUGGUUGUGCAAAAAGUGAGCUUUUUCAGGAAAAAUUGCUUCUGCUUCACAUAUGGACAUGAGUUGCAGAAACUUGGAUCUAGUUUUGUGUUCCAUUUGAAGCCAGAGGUCAUGUUCAUCCUCUUUCCAGAGCAUCCAUCUAUGUGAUGCUGGAGCUCUGUGCCAAACAUGUCCCCAAGCAUGGCUUUGAAUUACGCCUAAUUUCUUCCAUUCUGCGUUUGUUUGUGAGCUUCCAAGCAGCAACAGCUUCUGAAAAGGAAAGGUUAUCCGAUUUCCCUACCUCUUAUUUAAACCUGCUUUUGCCUUCCUUGCUUUUACAAAUAGGUACUUAUCACCUGCCUGUGAGUAGACAUAUAUCCCCUGUUAUGACAAAGGGCAGAACUACACAUUUAUUGCAGCUCUGUGAGUCCUUCAAAAGUGUAACUGGGUCUUGCUAAGUCAAGGAAGGGAGAUCAAGGAGUUUUGGCUGUUACAUGGCACUUUCCCCCUCUCCUCCACUCCUGCCAUGUGCUCCCUGUGUAAAUCUGCUCCGGGGGGGGUGUCUUUUUUGGGGGGGGAACCCUGGAAGAGUUUUAGGGGGCACACAAAGGGUGCAGAGGUUAGGGGAUUACAGCUAAAACAUUGCACAUCUAAAACUUAUUGUGUUAGCAGGAUGUUUCGUUGGAGACCCACCUCCCCAAGCUGCUUCAUUUUUUGGCAAAGAGUGAUAAGAGAAGAACUUUGGGCCCGCUGUUAAAAACGAGCAGGAGCAGGGCCAGAAAAAAGGGGUCCAACUCUGUCCACAACAAAGGCACUGCAUUAGUGCUAAGGAUGUGUGGGAGAACAGAGACGACAUACCCUCCACAGCUAAGAAUCCCCGGAAGGAAAACGGGCAAACUAUUGAUGUGCAUCGGCUAUGAGAGAGUUGAGCCGAAUGAAUCCACCUUACCAUUGCAUGAACGAGGAAAUUGAGCAUGCCUUUGUUUCAGAUGCUGAUCCGUUUAGGGAGCUGUCCAAAGGGUUUCUCUCUCCAAGUUUUCAAAUAAGCAGGCCGUCUUUAAGAGCUGCAGCUGUUCCCCUCCUCCCCUCUCCUUGGCAUAAUAACGAAAACAUUAUUUAAUGCAGUGCAAAGCAACUGUCAACAUUUUGCCGUAAUCUUUUCCAGCUGGGAUAAAACAAGGACUUGGGAGACGGUAGAGGACACACGAACUGAGUCCCUUUUCUUUUCCUUUGGCACAGAAUCUCCUACGACCCGGCAAGGUAUCCAAAGUACAUCCCCGAAGCCUACUGCCUAUGCAAGGGCUGCCUGACUGGUGUUUACGGGGAGGAGAACUUCCACUUCCGGAGUGUCCCGGUGCUAAUGCCAGCAGUCAUCUUGCGCCGAACCACGACGUGCACCGGAGGACGCUAUGUCUACACAGAGGAUUAUGUCACUAUCCCAGUGGGCUGCACCUGUGUACCACAGGUACAUGAAAAAGAAGUAGAGGGUGUAAAUUCCAGCAUAGACAAGCAAGGGGUAAAGUUGCUCGUUGAAUCGUAACAGCAAGCCACCAUCAGAAUGCAGGCCCCAGAAGAAACCUGAUGGCAAAGGUUGCUUUGCAUGUCCUUUUAGCUUCACCAUUCCCUGGUUCUGGGAGUUCUAGAGUCCAUUCAUAAACACACACACACACACACACACACGCCUGCAUGAUGAUGUGGGCUGCAGCCUGCAUCCAUGAAUGAGCCAUAUGCACAGGACGUUUGUGCCAGCUCAAAUACAGUCCCCUUCAGUGCAGUCAGAUAAUGUACCCGGCUGCGAGGCCCUUGUUUUUGAGCGGCCAGGUGGUGCUUGUGCGUAUAUAGGGCUCACCCAUAGAAGCAGCGUGCUUUGAAAAUAUCAUUACAAAUGUUGUGAAGACAGAAGCUGGAGGUGCGGUGGGACACAGUCCAGUGACACAGAGCCAUGAUGAGAUUUGAAGAAUCAUAGUUGAGUUGCACACCUGGAAAGUAGCUCUGGGGAUACAGUAGUGGUCCAGGAAAUAUGAGGCUUGUACCACCUAAUAGCUGCUAUAGAUAAAGGCAGAGGUCCACAAAUGUUGGCUUUGCUGAAGCAGAGCCAUUAUGUGUCAUCAUCACUGACACCCUUCUGAGACCCACAUAUGCCCUGGGGUCUGUCAUGUCACACUGAACCUUAAAGGUAGUGCAAGCAGCUCAUUUUUUAUCUGCUCCAAACAUCAAAUGAUAGGGGACUCCCUUUUGUCACAUCUUAUAAAUCCUUAAUGCAGAGGUUGCUGAAAGGGCUGUGUCUUUAAGGUAUGACCCUGAUGUUGGGAUUCUGAUGUUAGGAUUCUAACAGUGCAAUGUCCUGGACUUCUGAUUAUUUUUGUUUCAGCUUUAAUUGUUACUUCUGUGUUCAAAGGAAGAAAACAUUUCACAAAAUAUCAUUUCAAAAGCAGCAUCAGCAGACUCGCUGAAAAGGUAGCAUCCUCACACUGCAAAGGAGUAUCAGUCCACGAAUAGUUUACUCAGGGGGCAGGUGUGAAAUGUAGAGAAGUGAAGAACUUUACUGCUGGUGUUAACGAGGAGUAAAGUACUGGUGUUUUUCCAGUUUACAGCUCAGAUGUUGAUCAGGGCAGUAUUGUAUAUGCCGCAAAUGCACACCAACCCUAUACAAUAUACUCUUGCUCACAUAACAUCAUGGAAAGAGAAGUCGCGGCUUGAAAAAUAGUCCGGUUUAUGACCCCUUUCAAAAGUGUGGAAACAUGCCAGUUGCCUUUUUAAGCUGUUCUUAGCUUUCAGCUUACAAGCCAGUUAUCAGUUUUAGAUUUUUCAGGCUGCAGGAGCCUUUGGGAAUAACAAGGAUGAUGAGAGAUCAGAUAAAUGAAACCAAACUGCUUGGCCAAGGGGGGGGGAAUGUGCCUUGGCUUCCAUCUGUGAGAGAGGAAAGCAUCUGCCAAAUUAAAUGAAUGUAUGAGCCAAAAGCUCUAAACAGCAAAGGUUCAGAAAACUGUGUAAGCUGGAGGCAGCUGCCUCUUUAAACUCCCAAUGAUAGACAAAGCCGUUGGCUCAAUUUACAGGGUUAAUUCUGUCUAUAACUCCUUUCUCCGCAACUUCCUACAUUGCAAACACCAUCCUUUAUGGAUAUUCUGAGACUUUCCUCAUUUCCCAAGUCACCCAUUCCACUUGGUGAGAGUGAGCCACGGUUUUCUAAUGUGUAAUGUUAGCAAAAAUCAAUAGGUUACCAAAUUGCUUUGCCUUUAUUCAUGUAUCUUUCUAGCUUUCAGGUAGAUGGUUGCUAAUCUAUCUCCAAAUUGCACAUGACACAGCAGUUGCCAUUUGGCCUUUGUUUAGGGUGAACAGAAUGACACCGUUGGACCUUCAGUAGUUGUGUAGAAGGGGUGGCAAAUUUUUGGGAUGAAGAUUUCCCCUCAAUUUCAGGAAGACACAAACUGAGAGUAGCAACUAGUAUGAUGACCUGCUCUGGUUCGCCAGAAAUGGCUUUGUCAUGCUGGCCACAUGACCCGGAAGCUGUCUGUGAACAAACGCUGGCUCCCUCGGCCAAUAAAGCGAGAUGAGCGCACAAUCCCAGAGUUGUCCGUGACUGGACAUAAUGGUCAGGGAUACCUUUACCUUUAUGAUGACCUGAGAAGGGUGACUAGGAGGAAGAAUCUGUAAACCAAAUCCUGUACGGAACAAUUAAAGAAUACCUGGGUGUAUUUAGCCUGUCUUCAAAUAUCUGAAGUGCUUUCAUGUAGCAAAUGGAAGAAUUUUGUGUUCUCUUGCUCCCGAGGGUAAGUCUAGAACAAAUAGGUGGAAAUGGUGGGAAAGCCAAUUUUGGCUAAACCUUACGAGAAACUUCCUAAGAGUACAAGCCACUGAACAGCGGAACUGCCUGCCUUAGGAGGCAGCGAGCUGUCUUGUCUUCAUUGGAGACAUUUAAGCAGAGGCUGAACGAAUGUCUGGGAUUUUGUAGUCACACCUUCGCAAUGUAGAUCCUGCAUUGAGCAGUGUGUUAGACAAGUUGACUUCCACGAUUCCUUCCAACCCAGAGGCCCAUCUCUGCAUGAAAAGGCGUAUCUGCCAAAAUCCUUUCUUUUUCAUAAUGGACUCUGGGGAUGAGAGGAUUUAUUCCAUUCUGUUAUUUUCUCUGAUGUGCUCUGCCCAGAGUUUAACUCCUGGUCUCUAGCUUAACUAUUUUUUUUAUUUUUUAAAAAUUGCAACUAGUUUUUUUCACCAUCUAGCUCUGAUUUCUAAGUUUCUGAAAUUACAGCAUGUACAGUUUGCAGAUGAGCUGCAAGCUGAGGCAUCUCCCUCCCCACUGCUUUCUUAAUGCACCUUUGUACUGAUAAAACAGUGCAGGAAGAUCCAUAACAAUGUGAACCUGUUUUUGGACGGUUUUACUAAUGUGCACACUUGUUUUGACAUGCUGGUAAAUACCUCCCAAAAAGAAUCAUCACACAAUUGUGUAGAAUCACAUAUUGCUGUUUUACAAUAUUACCACACACAUGUUCACGAACACACUGGUAAAAUGGUAGAAAAGGGAUUGCAGUGCAAUCUUGAUCAAGUUUGUUUCCUCCCCCCCCCCCCCACUGUUUUAUCAACACGUGGGGAGGAAUGACAGACGCCCUGAAAAGCCACUGAUAAUCAGAACAGGCAGCGCUGGGCAAAAACUGAUCUGCUAUAAGGUAGUUUCCUAUGUUCCUCCAUAAAAAUGAAAAAGAAGAACUCAAAUACAGAACAACUGUGGAUUUCUAAUCCAAUUGGAAACAAGAGAUCAACUAAUUCAGAUUUCCCAAAAUCCAGGUAGAAACUUCUGAAAUAUGCCUAAUGGAGCCUGGAAAACCUUUGCAUCUAUAACAUGUCCUUCUUCUAGAAAACUUCCCAAUAAUUUAAUUUCUCUCUCCAUCGCUGCGCUACACUGCACUAUGCUGUGGCUCUUCCAACCAAACAUUCCUUUGAGAUUACUUCACAGCCCUGAGUCCAUGGACCCCUAACAGAAUCUCUGCAUUCUAUACUGGGGUGGCGGGGAGGGGGAAGGCAGGCAGAUUUAAAAGGAAAGAAAUGCUUGUUGAAUGCAGUCCAGACAUAAUGUGUGAGCACAAUUCAAAGGAAACACUGGCAGCUAUACAUAAUUUGAUAUAACUUUUAUGGCAGGAGCCCCCCCCCUGCAACUUUUAUUGGAAAUUCAGAGGUGCAAAUUGUGGUAGUCAUUCACUUUAGUAUCGAAAUCAACCGACACAGAGGAUUUUCCUUGCAUCUGCCUUGUAUUUUACAAUACAACCAGCAGCAUCCCACCAUAAUUUCCAGCAUCAAACUGUUCAGGCAUCUGUGACUACUAUACUAUGCAACUCCCUGGCAUGCACUUUCAGAGAACAGCUAAUUUUAAUGCACCCAUUUGACCACAGUUCAUAUGCUAAACUGGGUGAAUUAUGUGUAUCUGCAAGUGUCUAACGCUAAAGUUGUGGCUUUCAAAUGCCCCCGGGGAAUCUUUUCCACAUUGGCAAACUAGUUAAUGACCUCUGCACAUUUUGGCUGGAGGCGAUUAUUCAUAAUGGGAAGGAAUAAGAAUUUGCGUGGGGAAUGCAACUAUUAUUGUAGAGGAAACUGUUCCAAUCAAAGAGCAGAGUACUUGGCGGCUUAAGUAAGGGCAAGAUUUCAAAGUACAGGCAAUAUACAGGCUUAGUCUGGAGCUCUGAGAUAAUGAAUACAAACCAGACUCGAACUAUUGAAGGUUUUGUGCCAAGGCAUAUGUAUCCAAUGUUCUCUUUUGCUCUUAUUUCAGUAUUUAGUUCAUAUUCAAACAAAAAUUUAAAACCUUUGGUGGAUAAGUUAAAGCACAGGUGGCUGUCACCUGUAGAAUGCACCCUGCAGGGAUGCUGGGCAAGUGAGAGGUGCUAUGGCCGUGGGAACUGCUGAAAUGCAGGGUUGUAUGAAGAUGCCAGGGCCCUCAACUUCAUAAGAACAUAAAAGAGGUCAAUGGCCCAUCUAGUCCAGGCAGCCUGUUCCCACUGUGGCCAACCGGAUGUCUAUGGGAAGCUUUCCUCUACCCAAAAUACGAGGGGGAAAGAAGGAGCAGGUGUGUAAACACAAGGACCAGUGCAUGGAAAGCUGGAAACCCCAUGGGAAAUGUUAACAUCACACUUGACAUGGAUGUCAGCAAGCUCUUCAAAGCAAACUGGAGAAAUGGGAGACUUGUAAAAAUGGGAAGACCGACUUAAAAGGGAAGUAAGUACCGUAUUUUUCCACAUAUAAGAUGAUGUUUUUAAUUAUAAAAAAAUGUUAAAAAUUGGGGGUCGUCUUAUACAUGGAUAGUGCAGAGGGGGGAUGGGCAAUUGGUGGCAUCCACGAGCGGGAGAUUGUCAGCGGCAAUUUGGCGGCUGCGGCAAGGCCUGCUGCCGAUUCCCCCCCUUUCCUUAAUUUGGAGUCCCAAAAAAUAGGGGUCGUCUUAUACACCGGGGCGUGUUAUACACGGAAAAAUACAGUAGUAUCCUUCACUGCUGAGCAGGGUGUAAAUAAAAUGAAUGGUUGCAUCUUUCCUCCCAGGAAUUGCGUUAAUCAGUUGCUGGACUAGAAAGGAAGGGGCACCACACCUUCCCCUUCAUCGUAUCUUCAGUACAGGGAGGUCUCAUUAUCCAUAAAAUCAGACCAAUACUCUUUUAACAGUUAGGGUUUUGUACAAUGACUGCAGCUCAGCCAGUGGCUGGGGCAGAAUAAAAACCUAGCCAUUCCCCAUCUCCAAAGCAGAACAGGAUUUAGGCAGUUUGAAAGGUUGGCAAGUCCUUGUACCAUAAUACAUCAUACAAGAGAAUCUAAGGACAUUUUAUGGCACAAAAGCGUAAGAAAAUGAAUUCAGUACUGUGCAUACAACUUCAGUUUGAUAAAGGUCAGAAAGGUUAUCCAAUUGCCUCUUUGGAUCAAUGGAUGUUAUGCUGCAAAAGUGCUUAAUGGCUUAUUCAGAAAAAAAUGAAAUUGGUUCAGGUUUCGUAUGCGAAAAUGCUGUGAGAUAACACCUUGAGUGUUUGAUGAGGGUCACGCUCUUCCGAAUUAGGAAAUAAUUGGGAAAUAAGUAUUUUGCAACUCAACCACGUGAUAAAGUCAGGUUCACAAUACACCUGGAAAGAUAAUAUGGCAGCCUAAUAACAUAAAAUGCCCUUUAAAAAAAAAAAAACUUCUGACAUGGCAUUUUAGAAAAGUAUAGUCUCCCAUUUCUGUGCAACAUUUUAAUAAAAUGUUUUCCCUUCCUCUCUAAGAAGGCAAUAAUUUCUCUAAGAAAGCAAUAAUUUAUCACAAAUCAAAUACACAGGGUGGCAAUUCAUAAUGAAAAAUAUGGAGCUUGUUACCAGUGCUGGAGUUCAGAUUUAUGCUUGCCAGGAGGAACUUAGUUAAAUCACUUGUUCUCAGCCUCAGUUGCCCACAGAAUUAUAAAGAGCAACAGGAAAGGGAGCAAGACCUGUCAGUUGGGUUGGCAGAGUAUAUGAAGUGUUUUGGUGGGAGAAAGCUUAUCCAAUGUUAUUGCACUUGUUCCAUGUCCACUUGCUCAACCCUCGCCUCCAAUCACCACCUCCCUCCUAUUAGCACAAAUAUUGCUGAAUGUUAAAAACAAAUUACAAAUGUUUACACCUCCAGAGAAGGAAAAAAGCCCCAGACUGAAAUAUUUGGUUAAUUCUUUAGGAGCAGUGUCAAGAAACAGAAUCUAGUCCAGAAUCAUAGUUCACGUAACAUCUAAAUUCAUUGGCUAGGUUUCGAGUAUGUUUUGGAAUAAACUUGCUCAUCUUCACACCAAGAUGCUUAGCAGCAUAUUCCUCCAUAACAGCACCUGCAGCAGAAAAUGAACAGAAGAUCAUGUCUUAAUGGAACAAAAAGAGUAAGAACUUUCUUGUUGGCCCAUCCCAUUUCAAACAGUGGCCAGCCUCAGACUUCUCAGAAGCAGGGCAUGAAGGCAAACAGACUUUCUCUCUGGUUGCCCCGAGCAGCCAAUGUCCAGAGUCAACAUUGAGAUUUCAGUUUGCUAUCAUAGCAAAGCAAUGGCAUAUUUAAAUUAUCUUUUUUAACUACUCCUGUUUCCCCCCCCUCUAUCCUAUAUCCCUUACAACAGCUUUCUGUGAGAGCUGACUGUUUCCCAAAUCAAGAUGCUUUACAAAGUCAUGAGCAUUAUCCUUUUAAAUGAAUGCAGACACUAUAAUUAUAGAUAAUAAGAUGUUAGAUGUUGCAAUGCUUAUACCUGUACAAAGCAGAACCUUUCCUUUAGUCAAGUAUUUUAUGGUUUCUGCAGUUUUUCUGAGACACUCUUCAGACAGGUAGGGUGGAUCUGCUAUGACAAUGUCAAAACUGUGUGCUGUGAGGUUGGCCGGAAGGUUCAAGGGAUUGUUGUAAUCAUAGAAAACAUAUUCAGCUCCAUACACAGAAAAUCUUUGGUCAUAUUCCAAUAAACAUGUU